Messenger RNA from Yamadazyma tenuis ATCC 10573, 1325 nucleotides. The record is from RefSeq and is a predicted model, not a curated record. Lineage: Eukaryota; Fungi; Ascomycota; Pichiomycetes; Serinales; Debaryomycetaceae.
UUUUUUUUCACUUGUUCUUUUAAAAGGUUUUUUAUAGAGUUACUAUGUCAAGAAACUUGGCCUUAUUGCUGGCACUGGAAGUGGCUAAACAUAAUACUGUCACUGAUGCGUGGGUUACCCUUUACAACCGAAAGGUGUAUGACAUCACCGGAUUUAUCAAUGAGCAUCCCGCUGGUGGUGAUAUCAUCAUCCCAUAUUUAGGAAAAGAUAUCACCCAGAUUAUGGCCGACACCAUCUCCCACGAACACUCUGAAAGUGCCUACGAUAUGUUGGACGAAGAGAUGUUGAUUGCUUACGUGGCCACACCUAUUGAGGAAGAAGAAAUGUUGAAUAACAGAAACCACACUCCGGUAGAAGUCAGAUUACAAGACAACAAUAACUAUGCGUUGGAUGAGUUCCACGAUCACUUACCUGCAUUGGAUAAGUUAUCUAUUCAGACCGACUACGAAGCCGAUAUCAAGAAACACAAAUUUUUGGAUUUAAGCAAGCCUUUAUUCCCUCAGGUGUUGUUUGGAAACUUUUCUAAAGAUUUCUACUUGGAACAAGUUCACAGACCUAGACACUACGGGCAAGGUUCUGCUAUGUUCUUUGGUAACUUCUUGGAACCGUUCACGUUGACUCCAUGGUGGAUGGUUCCGUUGUGUUGGUUGGCACCCAACUUGUUCAUCUUUUACGUGGGGUUUGUCAACCAGAACAAAAUCAUUGCUUUGAGUCUCUGGUUGUUCGGUCUUGGGGUUUGGACCCUUGUCGAGUACUGCUUACAUAGAUUCUUGUUCCACUUGGACAAGUACUUGCCUGACCACCCUAUUUCCCUCACGUUACACUUUUCUUUACACGGAGUUCACCACUAUUUGCCAAUGGAUAAAUACAGAUUGGUAUUACCACCAGUUUUAUUCAUUGUUUUGGCCUAUCCCUUCUACAGGUUGGUGUUUUCUCUCCUUCCAUUCUACAUGGCGUGCUCGGGAUUUGCUGGAGGGACCUUUGGUUAUAUCAUGUACGACUGUACCCACUAUUUUUUGCACCACACCAAGUUACCAGCUUACUUUCAAGAGUUGAAAACCUACCACUUAGAGCACCACUAUAAGAACUACGAGUUGGGCUUCGGCGUCACCUCCAAGUUCUGGGACGUGAUUUUCAACACUGAGAUCACCGAAACCUUUGAAAAAAGAAACUAAUUCAUUCAUGCUUGUUUAUGCCAAUGUACCUAAUAAUUCAGAAAUCUACCAAAUAUUCGUAUUCAUCGAUGCGCAAUCCACCGUGUUGCAAGGCAAACUCUGGGAACUCCUCGUCAUUCUUGGGGGCCUUGAAGUGCCGUUUCCCCUUUU